AUGAGCAAUGGAGCAAAAUGUGGCAAGGAACUCUCACCUGGACCUGCAGCGAAACAACGGCCUACCUCUACACCACUUAAUCCGCGACGUGCCAACCUGCUGGCAUUCGACAUUGUAUUUGCUCGAACAUCUGUACAAGCUGCGGAUAACCGGAAAGCAGACAAUAACAAAACAGAGGAACCUCUUGACGUCUUCUCCAAGAUUCUUAAAGUGAACACAGGAAUGGAAAAUAACACACACCCAAUAGUCCAUGGUGAUAUAAUUAAAAGGAUGGGUCGUUAUGCCACAAACUGUGAUACCUGUCUGUGGCCGAAAUCUGCCGAUGGAACUGUCCAAGUGCCAUAUACCUUAUCUCCAAAAUACAGUGCUGACGAUAAUAACCUUUUCAUGACUGCAAUGCAAGAAUUUGAAUCUUUGACCUGUGUGCGCUUUGUAAACAGGACACAAGAAGUAAAUUUCCUGAACAUUUCCUCAUCUGAUGGUUGUUCAUCCUAUGUUGGACAAAAUGGAGGAUCUCAACCUGUAUUUUUAUCCCCUGGUUGUAUAUACCGAGGAAUCAUACAACAUGAGUUAAACCACGCCUUGGGAUUUCUACACGAAAAUAGCCGAUCUGAUCGUAACAAAUACAUCACCGUAAAUUACCAAAACGUCAUUCCAGGGAAAGAGAUCAAUUUCAAUAUACAGGACGGCACUACCUUAGGUCUCCCAUAUGAUUAUACCUCGGUGAUGCAUUACGGAAAGUUUGCUUUCACAAUUAAUUCAAGUCUACCCACCAUCACGCCCAUUCCUGACCCAAAUGUGUCCAUUGGACAAAUUGAUGGCCUUAGUGUCCUGGACGUGGCAAAAAUCAACAAACGCUACAACUGCAAUGUAUCCAGCAGGCUGCUUAAUACACCAGAAGGAGAUUUCUCCUCUACUAACUAUCCAUCCAAUUAUCCGGACAACAUGAACUAUGUAUUUUUGAUAAGAACCCCUGAUGGACAAGUUGCCUUGACAUUCAAUGACUUUGAUCUUCAGAUCUCUCCUAAUUGUACCUCAGACCAUAUUAGGAUUUAUGAUGGACCUAGUAGGAGAGCUCCGAUCCUGCUGAACAACACUUGUGGCACCUCACAAAUUCCUACAGUAAUUGGUUCCACGAACCAGAUGCUGAUGGAAUUUGUUAGUGAUGCAGCAAUUUCAUCAAGGGGAUUCAGUGCUUCAUAUAACACAGGUGAGGAACAAGGAAAUGGAGUUUACAGUCAAGGCAACCUGAAUGGCAACAUUGGAAGAAAUUUUUAUUCAGAAGACAAUGAUGACUUGUAUGAUUGA
Bufo bufo (common toad) is the source of this 1308-nucleotide messenger RNA. RefSeq names its product embryonic protein UVS.2-like. Gene Ontology annotation, biological process: proteolysis. The transcript is spliced from 10 exons. The coding region runs from base 1 to 1308 and encodes 435 amino acids. Gene Ontology annotation, molecular function: zinc ion binding; metalloendopeptidase activity. NCBI's taxonomy places the organism in Eukaryota, Metazoa, Chordata, Amphibia, Anura, Bufonidae. The record is from RefSeq and is a predicted model, not a curated record.